AUGAGUAACUACAGCAUUGUCAGUGAUUUUGUGCUUCUUGGAUUUUCUCAUCUUCAUGAGUUCCAGAGCCUCCUGUUUGCUUUCAUCCUAUUGAUAUACAUGGUGACAAUGCUGGGGAACCUGGCCAUUAUCACCAUUACGUGUCUUGACUUUCGCCUCCACUCCCCCAUGUACUUCUUCCUCUGCAACUUCUCCCUCAUGGAGAUGCUGGUCACCUCUACAGUAGUUCCGAGGAUGCUGGCAGACCUGCUUUCCACUCACAAGACUAUGUCCCUGGCUGAGUGCCUGACCCAGUCUUUCUUUUACUUCUCCAUGGGCUCCACCACCUUCCUUAUCCUCACAGUCAUGGCCUUUGAUCGCUAUGUAGCCAUCUGUUUCCCUCUCCAGUACCCAACCAUCAUGAAUGGUCCAGUCUGUGUGAAGCUGGUGGUGGCUUGCUGGGCGAUAGGAUUCCUCUCCAUCAUUUCUCCCACUCUGCAGAAAACACGGCUCUGGUUCUGUGGUCCCAAUGUCAUUGACCACUACUUCUGUGACUCUGCGCCACUCCUCAAGCUUUCCUGCUCAGAUACCCACCACAUUGAGCGUAUGGACUUUUUCCUCUCCUUGUUCUUUGUGCUGACCACCAUGCUGCUUAUUGUGGUCUCCUACAUCCUCAUUGUGACUGCAGUGCUGCGCAUCCCCUCCUCCUCUGGGCGUCAGAAGGCCUUUUCCACCUGUGUUUCCCACCUCACUGUGGUGGUUCUGGGAUAUGGCAGUGCCAUUUUCAUCUAUGUGAGGCCAGGCAAGGGACACUCCAUACGCCUCAACAAGAUGGUGGCCUUGAUGACUGCAGUGGUGACCCCUUUUCUUAACCCUUUCAUCUUCACUUUUUGGAAUGAGAAGGUCAAGGAGGUCAUUAAGGAUUUUACCAAGAAGAUUCUCCUUGGAAACCCAGCAGUCCACAGAUGA
Molecule: messenger RNA, 948 nt
Organism: Choloepus didactylus (southern two-toed sloth)
Lineage: Eukaryota; Metazoa; Chordata; Mammalia; Pilosa; Megalonychidae
Product: olfactory receptor 6V1-like
Exons: 1
Coding region: 1-948 (315 amino acids)
Biological process (GO): G protein-coupled receptor signaling pathway
Cellular component (GO): membrane
Molecular function (GO): olfactory receptor activity; G protein-coupled receptor activity
Source: RefSeq, a predicted model, not a curated record